AUGCACUUAAAGAGCAUUAUGCCAGAAGAAAAUGGCGAAUUAAUUGCUCAGACAGAAACAGAAGAAAUCAUUGACUUCUUUAAACAAUUUUGCAGAUGUACACUAUUAUCCGGAAUAUGCGAUUUUGCAGAGCCAACAACGCAAGAAGAUUUUUCUAUUGGUGAUUUCCUAAACAGUGCAAAUUUCCUUAUACAGUCAUAUAUUUAUGAGUAUAUUGAGGAUAUACAUCAGUAUAAGCAAUUAGUAAAAUCUACACUAGAACUACUAGAGGAUUUAUAUGAAUCUUCAAAGAAAACGUCAAUUAUUCCGAAAUCCACAGAGACAGUAAAAAAUUCACUUUUUAUACCAAUAGACGGCAUUGCGGUAGAAGAAGUACUUAUUAAAGAAUUUUGUGGGUUUAAGUCUAAAUUAGACUGUGCAGCAAUUAUUCCAUUCAUAAAUAAUGCAUCUGUAUACCCAUACACAAGAAUACCAGAGUAUACUCAAAUGAAUACAGAAUCAAUGCCAGAUGAAACAUCAUACUACAAUGAUCAUGUUGAAACUAUGUUGCUAAACCUUUUCUGCACUUUUACUUAUAAUCCAGAGGACAUGAAACAUUCAACAGCACAUAUUACAAAUCCAUCAGAUGCCCUAGUAAAGUUUUUUGAUAAAUACUCUACUCCAAAUGAGUGUGCUACACAAGAAAUGCACAGAGAUUGGUCUGAAAUAGUAUCUAAUUUAAAUAAUCCAAAUAUUAUAUACAACAGAAAUAAUGGAAAUUCUCUUUUUGGUGGUCUAAUUAACAUUCUUUAUGUUAUAUACGAGCUAACCCAAAGCACAGAUGUAUUGAAUGGAAUUGAUUUUAUAUUCAGAAAUUGCUCUGCCGAUGAUGAGAUCUUAGCCAUAGAUAUUCCGGCUGUAUCAGAUUAUUUACAGUAUGUAUUUGGACUUCUUACAGUAAAUAGGACAUUGAACAUUUACUCCUUUGAUUUAACGCAUGUUAAGAGGAUUAAUGGUUCACUUGAUAUACGCGGUAAGAUCACAAUGAAAUUAUCAAAUGGCCAUGUUUCAUCAGAUAUAGAAUUGGAUAUUUCAUCUAAAUUCUGUGAAUUUAGGGUAGUUUCUGGCAUAUCACACCUGUCCCAGGACAUGUGCGAUGAUAUUAUUCAAAUCACUGGAAAUUACUUGCCUCCAAAUAGUUACACUGCGUAUAUUAUUUACAAUUAUAUAAGUAAUAAUUUCAACUAUGCCACUCCAACAAUAGAUAACAAUAUAGAACCUAUUUCUGUUAAUGUCAAUAUACCCGAAAUUACACCAAGUAUCACACCAAAUGAAAUAUUCUUAUUUGGGCCAAUAGAAAGCUUAAAAUAUAAGUCUUCUAUUCUUAUGGACUUCUUAAUUAAUAAUAGCAGUGCAAAUUUACCUAUAAAUACUGGCAUGGAACGAUUCACUGAAAAUAUUAUAGGAAGUGUAUCCCUUAAUAUCGAAAGGGAAAGAACUCAAAUUCUCUCUAAGUGCAUAUACAAUCUUAAUUAUAUAAAAUACUACCCAAAGAUUAAUUAUUUCGUGCAUAAUUUAACCGAUUUUACUUAUAAUAGUAUAAAACUAAUACUAAUUGAUAUAAUACAAGGAGAUUAUCCCACACAAUCUGUUGUAUCCUCAUUGAAUUAUGUGUUUAUGCAUCCUAUAUGCAGUAAGUAUGCAUUUGAAAUAUUUGAACCAAAAACAAUAUUCUUGCAUCUGUUCAGUACACUAACUAAAAAAUAUGAACUCCCACGUUUAUACAAUGUGCUAGCUAAUAUGGAUAAAGUGUUGGCGUCUAAAGACAAAACCGCUUUGAAUAAUAUUUAUCUUACAUGGCUGUCUUAUGCUUGCGGCAAUCCUAAAUACUCGUGCACACAGAUUGGCUACAUCUACAGCUUCAUAGAUUAUAAAAAACUGUCUACAGAAUUUGCAAAUAGUGCAGCACUCAAUGGAAGUAUUAACUUUAAUGAAAUUCUGUCUAGCUUGGAAUUGGAAAAGGACUCUUUAGUUGCCAAUAAUGAGAAUGGUAAGGAAAAAUAUGAGAAUAUCAUAAAAUAUUUAAAAAAUGCAAAUGCUCUUAUAAAUGAAUAUUUAGAAUAUAAUCCUAGAUUAUCUAAAAAGAGAAAAUGCACAGACAUAUAG
Nematocida parisii ERTm1 is the source of this 2145-nucleotide messenger RNA. RefSeq lists its product as uncharacterized. The record is from RefSeq and is a predicted model, not a curated record. The transcript has a single exon. NCBI's taxonomy places the organism in Eukaryota, Fungi, Microsporidia. The coding region runs from base 1 to 2145 and encodes 714 amino acids.